Molecule: messenger RNA, 1145 nt
Organism: Heteronotia binoei (common prickly gecko)
Lineage: Eukaryota; Metazoa; Chordata; Lepidosauria; Squamata; Gekkonidae
Gene: ABHD12B
Product: abhydrolase domain containing 12B
Exons: 13
Coding region: 1-1113 (370 amino acids)
Biological process (GO): monoacylglycerol catabolic process; phosphatidylserine catabolic process
Cellular component (GO): endoplasmic reticulum membrane
Molecular function (GO): phosphatidylcholine lysophospholipase A1 activity; monoacylglycerol lipase activity
Source: RefSeq, a predicted model, not a curated record
AUGAAGUUCUCCAGUCACUCCAACCAGGUCUCCCAUCGCUCUGGACUGGUCACAUCGAACUCGGGAAUUGUUCCUGGUGUAGCGGCCAUUGUCAGCGCUGGUGGUGCAGAACGACUGGGACCUCUGGGCUAUCUUCAGAAACUUAAAAUCAAGAGGCUGCUGCUGGACCUGUUUAUUUUGUACGCUUCCGUCCCCUUCAUCGUUCGACUCUUUCCUUCGCUGCUCCAGAAGUUUGUUUAUCUCAGCUUUUUGUCUUACCCUUUCGGUGCGGACUUCAAGAAGCCCGAAGUGUACCUCAAUCACACAGUCAACUUUUAUCUCACUCCCGAGCCAGGAGUCACAUACGGCGUUUGGCACGCCCUGCCCAACAGCAGGUGGAAGGAAGCAGAAGGGAAGGACCACAACUGGCAUGAAGAAGCCCUUGCCGACGACCAUCCCGUCAUCCUUUAUCUCCACGGCAACGGGGGGAACAGGGCAACGUGCCACAGAGUGCGUUUCGCAAAGGCGAUGAGCGAUGCUGACUUUCACGUCCUGGCUAUUGACUACAGAGGCUAUGGAGACUCCAGCGGGGAGCCCAGCGAGACGGGGUUCACGACGGAUGUGCUGUUUCUCUACCACUGGGUGAAGGCUCGGAGUGGGAACAGCACUGUGAUCUUCUGGGGGCACUCCCUCGGCACCGGGAUUAAUACAAAUGUUGCCAGGGUGCUGAAAGAGAAAGAAGGGAUCAUCGUGGAUGCAAUCGUCCUAGAGGCGGCUUUCACCAACAUCCGCGAUGCGGCGGCCACGAUCCCCCUGACAACUAUCUACCGCAAGUUUCCUGGCUUCGACUAUUUGAUCUUGGACACGAUGGAACGCGCCGGCAUGUACUUCAGGAGUGACGAAAAUGUCCAAGUGCUGUCCAGCCCAAUCUUAAUUUUGCAUUCAGAGGACGAUAACAUGAUACCCAUCAGCCACGGCAGAAAGCUUUAUGAGAUCGCCCGGAAUGCCUCCCCGAAGAAAGACACCAUCCAGUUCAUUUCCUUCCCUGCCAGCAAGGGCUACAGCCACGAUCAUCUUUCCUCCAAUCCUGAGCUCCCAGACAUACUGAAGAAUUUUCUCCACAGCGUCAAGUGACCGGCGUUCCUCCACCCACGUCCGGCCCAGCC